UUUGUGUCCUGUAGCAGCAAUGGCUGACCCGCCUUACUCGGAGACCGAGUCCAGCACCAACUCUUCUUCACCUUCUCCGUCUUCACCAUCCUCCUCUGGGUUGUCUCACUCCCAGUCUUUACCUCCGAACCUGCCAUCCAACCCUGACCCGAAACGGUCGAAGCGAGCCCGAGACUGCAGCAAGCACCCGGUUUACAGAGGGGUCAGAAUGCGGACCUGGGGCAAAUGGGUAUCCGAAAUCCGCGAGCCCCGGAAAAAGAACCGGAUCUGGCUCGGUACGUUCUCGACCCCUGAAAUGGCCGCCCGGGCCCACGACGUGGCCGCACUGAGUAUCAAAGGCAACUCGGCCAUUCUCAACUUCCCCGAACUCUCCGGGUUGCUUCCCCGUCCCGCUUCGAACUCCCCUCGGGACGUCCAAGCCGCUGCUACCAAAGCAGCUUCCAUGGAAUUUGAGGUUCCCAAAACGCCGACAUCGUCGUCGUCGUCGUGCGACGUGUCAACCCCAGAGGAACUGAGCGAGAUAGUGGAGCUGCCGAGUCUGGGGACGAGUUUCGAGUCGGACGAGUUGAGUAACGAUUUCGUAUUUGUAGACUCGGCGGAUGGGUGGCUCUAUCCUCCGCCGUGGUGUCACAGCGGCAUUGACAUGAUACAAAUGACAGAGGCAGAGGGUAUGAUUCCAAGUUGCUUCGAACCAUUAUUGUGGCAACCUUAUUAAAAUAUGAUCCAAACCCAUUUUUACAAAGUGUGUAUGUGUGCAUGAAUUCUUCUUACCUCUUUUUUAUUGAUUUAAUGCUUGUCUUUUCCUUUUC
Juglans microcarpa x Juglans regia is the source of this 809-nucleotide messenger RNA. RefSeq names its product ethylene-responsive transcription factor TINY-like. NCBI's taxonomy places the organism in Eukaryota, Viridiplantae, Streptophyta, Magnoliopsida, Fagales, Juglandaceae. Gene Ontology annotation, biological process: regulation of DNA-templated transcription. The record is from RefSeq and is a predicted model, not a curated record. Gene Ontology annotation, molecular function: DNA-binding transcription factor activity; DNA binding. Bases 20 to 715 code for a protein of 231 amino acids. The transcript has 2 exons.